Haliotis rubra (blacklip abalone) is the source of this 1009-nucleotide messenger RNA. RefSeq lists its product as uncharacterized. Bases 97 to 849 code for a protein of 250 amino acids. Lineage: Eukaryota; Metazoa; Mollusca; Gastropoda; Lepetellida; Haliotidae. The record is from RefSeq and is a predicted model, not a curated record. The transcript is spliced from 3 exons.
GGAACGCGGAAGUGUCGUAAGUUUGCCGAAAUAGAAACUUGCCGCUGUGCGGACAGAUCGAAGGUAAGCAGUCGAUAGCUCCUGGCUGUUAUCAACAUGGCAGACACCAAAUCAGUCAAAAUAUCUGAAGCCAAGACGAGUCUCAAGCGGAAAACCGUCGAUGUACCACCAGUCCCCGAGAAGAAACAACGUGAAAGCGGCAACAAAACCAAUACAAUCAAGAGCGGUCUUUCACAACUGCACAAACACAUCACUGGGAAAGACAAUUUUGAGUUUUUCUACGGCAAUAAGUCACCCUUCAGUCAACACUUCCUAGCCACAUUCACGAUAGAGGGUGUCAAAUUCAACUGUGCUGAACAGUACAUGAUGUACCAGAAGGCGGUGUUGUUUAAGGACGAAGUGUAUAAGAAGAAAAUCAUGUCGACCCCAAAUCCCGUGGAACAGAAGCGCCUUGGUCGGAAAGUGCGGAAAUUCGAUAAGGCAGUAUGGGGACGAAAUUGUGUACAGAUUGUUGAACGUGCCAACGCGGCCAAGUUCUCACAGAACCAGGACCUGAAGAAGCAGCUUCUGGCCACACGCCCCAAACUGAUGGUUGAGUGUAGCCCCAGGGAUCGUUUGUGGGGUAUUGGCCUUGGCAGGAGCAACCCCAAAGCUUGGGACACCAAGACAUGGCGGGGGAAGAACCUCCUGGGGUACGCCUUGACUGCUGUCAGGGACAGACUGGAGAAGAGGCAGGGUGAGGAAGACGGAGAAGGAAAGGAUGGGGAGGACAAAGGAACAGCGGAGAUUGAUGAUGAAGGAGCAGAGAUCGAAGAGAAGAAUGUUGAUGGAAAGAAAGGGAAGGACUGAGAUUUCAUGGGAAAAGUUUGUUUGUGUGUGUGAUAAUUUAUGAAUGCUGAUAAUAGUUUGCAAAGAAGAAAGAGAUGUCCGCACCAUUUACGUUGGUUUGCCAUUUUACAUGAGGUUGUGUUUCCUUGUUAUGUACAUAUUUCAUUCUUUGUUUUUGCCA